CUGGCUUCCUCUCCCCUGUGUUGCCGGUCGUCUAUGGACGCGCGAUCCUUCCUUUCUCAAUCACCGAAACCGGCGUUUACACGUCUCUGGAAUUAGUGCUGCGGUAGCGCCUUGGAAGCUGUCACAUUGGAUACUGCCUGCCACCUGAAAUAACCCCCGAAGCAAGCCAUGUCGACAGUAACGGAGACCGUGACGCAGGAGCGGCCUGCCCCCAAGCAGCAUAAGAUGGAGAUUGUAUGGCGCAAUGUGAUCCUCAUGGGAAGCCUGCACCUGAUCUCCAUCUACGGUUUCUACUCGAUUUUUUUCGCCGUGCAAUGGAAGACCGUGCUCGCCGCCUAUGUCCUCUACACGGUGUCUGGCAUUGGAGUGACAGCUGGUUCCCACCGCCUGUGGUCUCACAAGUCGUACAAAGCUAAAUUGCCCUACCGAAUCAUGGUGAUGCUUUUCCAGACCAUGGCAUUUCAGAAUGAUAUAUUUGACUGGGCUAGAGAUCAUAGGAUGCACCACAAGUAUUCUGAGACAACCGCUGACCCACAUGAUGCAACGCGAGGCUUCUUCUUCUCACAUGUGGGCUGGCUUCUUGUGCGCAAGCACCCAGAUGUACGUAACAAAGGCAAGAACAUCGACAUGAGUGAUCUGCUGGCUGACCCAGUUGUCCGCUUUCAAAGAAGGUACUACUUGCCCCUGAUGGUGUCCCUUUGCUUCAUCCUUCCGGCUGUGUUGCCAUGGUGGCUGUGGGGGGAGACACUGUGGAAUUCCUUUCUGGUCUGCUCUUUGACUCGCUACUGCUUCACACUCAACAUGACGUGGCUGGUGAACAGCGCCGCACACAUCUGGGGAAACAGACCAUAUGACCGGCAUAUUAGCCCACGGCAAAACCUGGUGACCAUUGUUGGGGCCCACGGUGAAGGCUUCCACAACUACCAUCACACAUUUCCCUAUGACUACCGCACCAGUGAGCUGGGCUGCCGUAUCAACACAACCACAUGGUUCAUUGACUUUUUUGCCUGGCUUGGUCAGGUGUACGAUCGCAAGGAGGUGCCCACGAAUGUUGUGGAGCGGCGCAUGGAGCGUACCGGUGAUGGUUCCCGAGGCCUGACAGCAGGCACACGCAGCUGGUGACUGUGUGGCUGCAUCAACCACCUGUCUCUUCUGCCUCCUCUGUUCCUCUUUUAUGGGGGUGUGAUCUGAUAAGUCAACCACCCUCGGCCCUUUCUGUCAUGUGGGACUUGUUAUUUAUAGUUUAUGUCGCACUGUGAAGUAAUGUCACUUGGUUUAUGCAGACUCUCUCUUGGUCAGGAAGUGUAGGUGAAUGCUUCCGUUGUUAGUGUGUUGGCAACCAUCUUCUUUUGGCUGUUCAGUGUCUGCUGCUGGACAUUGCCUCGUCAGACCCGGUGAUAUUUAUUUUGAUUGGCAACACUGUAUCCCUGCAUGUGAAAGCACAACUAAGCUAGGCUGAGUCAAAUAAAACCCUCAUUAGAGUCUCCUGUGAAA
Molecule: messenger RNA, 1494 nt
Organism: Dermacentor silvarum
Lineage: Eukaryota; Metazoa; Arthropoda; Arachnida; Ixodida; Ixodidae
Product: stearoyl-CoA desaturase 5
Exons: 5
Coding region: 169-1122 (317 amino acids)
Biological process (GO): unsaturated fatty acid biosynthetic process
Cellular component (GO): endoplasmic reticulum membrane
Molecular function (GO): stearoyl-CoA 9-desaturase activity; iron ion binding
Source: RefSeq, a predicted model, not a curated record